Molecule: messenger RNA, 2991 nt
Organism: Eruca vesicaria subsp. sativa (arugula)
Lineage: Eukaryota; Viridiplantae; Streptophyta; Magnoliopsida; Brassicales; Brassicaceae
Source: the annotation of a GenBank genome assembly
UUCAACACCAGAGAAACUGAAACACUUUGUACUUGAGAAUGUUUUCGUAGGAAACGGUGAUGAGUUCGUUGAGAUUAUCAAUUCCAUUGGACGCUUUCGACUCAAAAAGGUUUCAUUUUUCCUCAACUAGAACUUUCAUUAUAAGUUCUCCGAUCAUUGUCAGUAAAACUAGAGUCGCUCGUCUCGAUACUGAAGCAAACGAGGCUAAGAAUGCCACUAAUUCUCAUUCUUCCAUCGAUAAUGAGUCUCUAAGUGGUGGGAGAAAACUGAAAAGUGGAAACAGUGUCACGACUGGUGACAAGAGAGGGAUAAAGAAAGAUGUAGCUCCAAAGUUCAGUUUCAGAACCAAAAGCAACGAACUUGAGCUUGAUGAGGGUUUGUUUGUGAACAACGAUGUUAACUACUCUGCUUUAAAGCCAGGUUUGAGUUUAGACCAUUACAACGCUAUACUAAAACGUCUUGAGAGUUGUAGUGACACUAAUGCCCUCAAGUUCUUUGAUUGGAUGAGAUGUAAACGAAAGUUAGAAGGUAACGUUGGAGCUUACAGUUUGAUUCUCAGAGUCUUAGCGAGGAGACAAGAAUGGGACCGAGCUGAGGAUCUCAUCAAAGAGCUGUGUGGAUCUCAGGGGUUUCAACAGAGCUUUCAAGUCUUCAACACUGUUAUAUACGUCUGUUCUAAAAAAGGGAAUGUGAAAUUAAGUUCAAAGUGGUUUCAGUUGAUGUUGGAGUUAGGUGUUAGACCUAAUGUGGCUACAAUAGGUAUGCUCAUGGGUCUUUAUCAGAAGAACUGGAACGUUGAUGAAGCGGAGCUCGCAUUCUCUCAUAUGAGGAAGUUUGGGAUUGUGUGUGAAUCUGCUUACUCAGCGAUGAUAACGAUCUACACUCGUUUGAGAUUGUAUGGUAAAGCAGAGGAAGUUAUAGAGUUAAUGAAAGAGGAUAGAGUGAAGUUGAACCUUGAGAAUUGGUUAGUGAUGCUCAAUGCUUAUUGUCAGCAAGGGAAAAUGGGGGAAGCUGAAUCUGUGUUGGUUUCUAUGGAAGCAUCAGGUUUUGCUCCCAACAUCAUUGCGUACAAUACUCUUAUCACUGGUUAUGGUAAGGUUUCUAAAAUGGAGGCUGCGCAGAGUUUGUUCCACCGGUUUUGUGAUCUUGGGUUGAAACCAGAUGAGACAACUUAUAGGUCAAUGGUUGAAGGUUGGGGCCGUGCUGGGAACUACGAGGAAGCAAAGUGUUACUAUCAAGAGCUGCAGAGGUUGGGAUAUAAACCCAAUUCAUCAAAUCUCUUUACGUUGAUUAAUCUGCAGGCCAAGUAUGGAGACAACGAAGGUGCUAUCAAGACUAUUGAAGAUAUGGUUAAUGUUGGAUGCCAAUAUCCUUCGAUCCUUGGUAUCAUCCUGCAGGCUUAUGAGAAGGUUGGGAAGAUUGAUGUAGUGCCUUACAUUCUCAAAGGUUCUUUUCAUAACCAUAUCCGUUUAAACCAGACUUCUUUCUCCAUUCUAGUUAUGGCUUAUAUCAAACAUGGUAUGGUUGAUGAGUGCUUAGCGAUGCUGCAAGAGAAGAAAUGGAGAGACUUAGCUUUUGAGUCACACUUGUAUCAUCUGUUGAUUUGCUCUUGCAAGGAAUCUGGUAGACUUCAUGAUGCUGUUAAAAUAUAUAAUCAUACUAUGGAAUCUAAUGUGGAGAUUAAUCUUCAUAUUACAUCUACAAUGAUUGAUAUUUACACUGUGAUGGGCGAGUUUGGUGAAGGGGAGAAGCUUUAUUCGAAGUUGAAAUCUUCAGGAGUUGUGUUGGACAGGAUUGGAUUCAGCAUUGUGGUGCGGAUGUACAUGAAAGCAGGAUCUUUGGAAGAGGCCUGUUCUGUUCUAGAGAUCAUGGAUGAGCAGAAAGACAUUGUUCCCGAUGUGUUCAUGUUUCGAGAUAUGCUUCGGUUAUAUCAGAAGUGUGGUCUUCAGGAUAAGCUCCACGAGUUAUACUACAGGAUCCGGAAAAGCGGGAUCCAUUGGGAUCAGGAGAUGUAUAACUGUGUUAUAAACUGCUGUGCACGUGCUCUUCCUCUUGAUGAACUCUCGAGAACUUUUGAGGAGAUGAUCAGGUGUGGUUUUACUCCUAAUACAGUCACGUUCAAUGUCCUCCUUGAUGUUUAUGGUAAAGCCAAGCGCUUCAAAAAGGUCAAUGAGCUUUUCUUGUUGGCAAAAAGAUACGGAGUUGUGGAUGUGAUAUCUUACAACACCAUUAUAGCAGCAUACGGACAGAACAGAGACUUCACAAACAUGUCAACAGCGAUUAGGAAUAUGCAAUUCGAUGGGUUUUCUGUAUCUCUUGAAGCUUAUAACUCUAUGCUGGAUGCAUAUGGGAAAGACAAACAGAUGGAGAAAUUCAGAAGCAUCUUGAAGAGAAUGAAGAAGUCUACUUGUGAGACUGAUCAUUACACAUAUAACAUCAUGAUCAAUAUCUAUGGAGAGCAAGGCUGGAUCGAUGAAGUCACGGAUGUGCUGAGGGAGCUGAAAGAAUCUGGACUUGGUCCUGACUUGUGUAGCUACAACACGUUGAUAAAGGCGUAUGGUAUAGGUGGGAUGGUUGAAGAAGCUGUUGGGUUGGUGAAAGAGAUGAGGGUGACAGGGAUAACACCUGAUAAAGUUACUUACACCAAUUUGGUCACAGCUUUGCGCAGGAACGAUGAGUUUCUUGAGGCUAUUAAAUGGUCGUUGUGGAUGAAGCAAAUGGGUAUAUAGAAGAAAAAAAACAGAGUUUUCCAUACACAUAGCUGGUUCUAUAUUUCAAUGCUUUUGUCUAUAGUCGCUGCUUCUUUUAAGGCAUGCAUGUACAAUCUGAUCAGUGAUGAUUAAUAGUCAAUGAAUAAGUCUCAUUCUUCAAAGAGUGGAGUAGCUUUGUUGAAAGUUGAUUCCUGAUACUUCACAAGUGUGAUAAGAGAAAUAUUUACAAGACAUUAUAGUUGUCAUUUGUAUAUAAUAUGGUUUCUAUUGGUUACUUGCA